AUGUCUAAGGAAUUGUGUGAAUUAAUUAAUACGAUCGAUAAAUAUUUUGAUGAUGAUCUGAAAAAUCCGGGAGAACAUACUCCUACGAAUACAUUAAAUAUAUUUUUAUCUAAUUGUAACUGUAGUAGUGAUGAAGAAAAGAUUAUCUGUGGUUUUAUAAUAUUACUAAAUACGCUUGAUGUUGAAAAUUUAAAAAGAGAUAAAAUUGUUGAAUACGCUAUUUUAUGGUUAAGUUAUAAACUAAAUCAAAAAAAAAAAAAUGAAACGACCAGAUUAAACGAUUUUCAUACUGGACAUAUAAAAGCAAAUAGUUGUUAUAAUGAGCAAAUAUCUACUAAUAUUGAUAAUAAUAAGAUAUAUAUGGAUUUUAUAGAUGAAAAAAUAGAAUCGAUGGAUAUUGAUAUUAAAGAUAUAUCUAAUUUUUAUGAUGCAUUUAAAUCAUUAUGUAACAUGUAUAGUGAAAUUGGUACAGAAAAAAAACAAUGCAAGACAUGUUUAGAAAAUGGUGGAGAAUUGCUAGAAAAAUAUGAAAAACUUAAAAAUGGUUUAGAUAUUAAUAAAGGAAGUUCUUAUUUACAAUUAUUGUCUAGUUUAUCAAAUGAUUAUAAAAAUUUUAAACAGGAAUAUAGUGCUGAAUGUAGUAGUAUCUCACCACUUGUAGCUUGUCCACGAAGUUCAGUAACAAAAAAUACACUAAUUACAAUUGCAAUUAUAUUUGCUGCAGCAUCAAUUUUAUUGGGAAUUUCUUAUAAGUAUUCGUUAUUUGGAUUUCGGAAACGAUCUAAAAAACAACAUUUAAGAGAAAAGCUAAAAAAGUAA
Messenger RNA from Plasmodium yoelii, 819 nucleotides. RefSeq names its product PIR protein. Lineage: Eukaryota; Apicomplexa; Aconoidasida; Haemosporida; Plasmodiidae. Bases 1 to 819 code for a protein of 272 amino acids. The record is from RefSeq and is a predicted model, not a curated record. The transcript has 3 exons.